CUGUAUCCAGCUGGGUGGCAGGUGGAUCCAAGGGUUACCAUGAAGUUUUCAGGACCCCUGGAGAGCCAGAGGUUGUCUCUCCUUCUGGAGACGGCAAUCUCUAGGGAAGCUCAAAUGUGGAAAGCACAUGUGCCGAAAAUUCAGCCCAAUCAGGAUGUAGCCAUUUCUCCAAAGCAGAGGGAUGAGGUCAUCCAGUGGCUGGCCAAGCUCAAAUACCAGUUCCACCUUUAUCCAGAAACGCUCGCCCUGGCCAUCAGCCUUUUGGACAGGUUUUUAGCUGCAGUAAAGGCCCGUCCAAAGUACUUGAACUGUAUUGCAAUCAGCUGCUUCUUCCUUGCUGCAAAGACCAUUGAGGAAGACGAGAGGAUUCCAGUACUGAAGGUGUUGGCUCGGGAUAGCUUUUGUGGUUGUUCUCCAGCUGAAAUUCGCAGAAUGGAGAAGAUUAUCCUGGAUAAACUGAACUGGGAUCUUCACAUGGCAACGCCACUGGAUUUCCUUCAUAUUUUCCACGCAGUUGCGGUGUCCAACAGGCCUCAGCUACUGACCAUCCUGCCCAAGCUGAGUCCCUCUCAGCACGUGGCGGCGCUCACCAAGCAGCUGCUGCACUGCAUGGCCUGUUACCAGCUGCUGCAGUUCAAGGGCUCCAUGCUGGCGCUGGCCAUCGUCAGCCUGGAGCUGGAGAAGCUGCUCCCCGACUGGCUGGCUCUCAUCAUCGAGCUGCUCCAGAAGGCACAGAUGGAUAGCUCGCAGCUGAUCCACUGCCGGGAGCUUGUGGCACAUCUCCUUUCCACCCUGCAGUCUUCUCUGCUGCCCAAUUCUGUAUAUGUCUACAGUCCCCUCCAGCAUACCCUGGUGACCUGUAACAGAGGAGCGUUCAAAUGCCAGCCCUCCUCUGUCCCAGGGCCGGGUUUCUCCAAGGACAACGGCAGGCCAGAAGUGCCAGUCACAGGUACAGCCGCGCUCUACCAGCGUCUGCCAGCUCCCAGCGGUUGCAAGCAAGCCUCUGCCAAGCGUAAAGUGGAAGAGAUGGAAGUGGACGACUUCUACGACGGCAUCAAGCGUCUCUACAACGAAGACGUUGCUCCAGAGGUAGUGGCCCUCGACAACAUGGGCUCUGUUUGUGGCGCUGACGUCUCCAGGCAGGAGGGCAACGUUUCCCCUUGCCCACCGUUGCAGCCAGUGUCUGUUAUGUAGCUGUGAGUGCCCACCACCUGCUCUACCGCAGCUCCUCUAGAAACCGUGCACAACCUGGCAUCCUGUGUUCUCAGUGGGGGAAGAAGGGGCCAUACCUUGUCAGGCUGAACUGAAGGGAGCCAAAAAAAAAAAAAACAGAAAAAAAAAAUCCCAACCCUUUUUUCAAUUUUUUUUCUU
Messenger RNA from Egretta garzetta (little egret), 1371 nucleotides. RefSeq names its product cyclin I (gene CCNI). Lineage: Eukaryota; Metazoa; Chordata; Aves; Pelecaniformes; Ardeidae. The record is from RefSeq and is a predicted model, not a curated record. Gene Ontology annotation, molecular function: cyclin-dependent protein serine/threonine kinase regulator activity. Bases 40 to 1194 code for a protein of 384 amino acids. Gene Ontology annotation, cellular component: cyclin-dependent protein kinase holoenzyme complex; nucleus; cytoplasm. Gene Ontology annotation, biological process: regulation of cyclin-dependent protein serine/threonine kinase activity; mitotic cell cycle phase transition. The transcript has 6 exons.